Molecule: messenger RNA, 309 nt
Organism: Fraxinus pennsylvanica
Lineage: Eukaryota; Viridiplantae; Streptophyta; Magnoliopsida; Lamiales; Oleaceae
Source: the annotation of a GenBank genome assembly
AUGUCGGCCUUUAAGAGCUCUGGUUAUGUUAAGGAUGAUAGUGGGGAGGGUUCGGGGCGGGCCACCCCCGCUCCACCCCUGCCCGGGGCGCGGGGUGGGGCAGUGGCUUUCCCCGUUUUGUUUCACCGCCGCCGGCCGCCUCUUCCUCCACAGGCUCUGCAACCAGAGAUCACGACAAACAGGUAUGUUUUCGAGGCAGCGACUCCCUCCCCUACAUCCCAAUACCCAAGCUCCAACGUUCCUGAUUAUUACCCGAAAAAAACUAAGAAAAACCCUAACAAGGAUCACACUACUGGUAAAAUUCUUUAA